GUGUGCACCAAGUGGGAGGCAGAGGCGCAGAAUGUCUCGCCCGAGUCAACCCGCCUCGCGAUAAUCCGCUUCGGUGUUGUGCUGGACAAGGGAUGGGGAGCGCGGGCAAGAUGCUGCCCAUCUUCCAGCUCUUCGCGGGUGGCCCGCUAGGCACAGGGCAGCAGUGGCGAGUGGCGAUCUGGUGGCACUUGCGCGUGUUCUACGCACAUGUGGCAAUGAGAGCGCAGCUCAUAUCGGCGCCCUCAGGCCAGGGUAGCAGUGCGCUCUCUGCUCACUGCAGCCAUGAUGGCGUGUCUAUCGCCCAACGUCCGCGAGAUCGCACGUGCCCUGACGGGCAAACCUGCAUGCCAGUUCCACAUCACGCCUCGUUUGCAGCAGCAUGCCACCCCCCAGGCUGUGGAGGCUCAGCAGUUUCCAUCCUUCCGCCGCCUCUGCUGCUGAUGCACAGAAUGGCUACUCCACUCCACUCAAUCAGAGUCUACAGCUGCCUACUUGCCCAUC
Molecule: messenger RNA, 501 nt
Organism: Closterium sp. Yama58-4
Lineage: Eukaryota; Viridiplantae; Streptophyta; Zygnematophyceae; Desmidiales; Closteriaceae
Source: the annotation of a GenBank genome assembly